Molecule: messenger RNA, 5250 nt
Organism: Apis laboriosa (Himalayan honeybee)
Lineage: Eukaryota; Metazoa; Arthropoda; Insecta; Hymenoptera; Apidae
Gene: fdl
Product: probable beta-hexosaminidase fdl
Exons: 8
Coding region: 421-2457 (678 amino acids)
Biological process (GO): ganglioside catabolic process; carbohydrate metabolic process; glycosaminoglycan metabolic process
Cellular component (GO): membrane
Molecular function (GO): beta-N-acetylhexosaminidase activity
Source: RefSeq, a predicted model, not a curated record
AAUGUAGAGGCGCGGGAGAGGCAAAAGCGUACGGACGCUUUCGAUUCCGUGGGAGAUCUCGUCAGACCUGGCGGACAGAUGCGUGCGAGGCGAAGUACACUUCAGCGGCUUCAGUGUGCCACUGAUUGUGAGUAGCAAAGCUUAGUGAGCGCGCGCGCGCGUGCGAGCGGCAAAUUGUGUGGAUCUUUUUCGUGUUUUUUUCGACAUGGCAGGGAUAUACCGUUAUCCAUGAACGUUUCUCCAUCUCAAUGCCUCCCCUAAAGGUGUACACAUCGAAGGGUAUUCCCUAAACACUGAACUGAGAUCGAUCAAGAGGGGAACCGGUACAUGGAAGUUUCCUCGUAGGGAGAACAACGCGGAUACAGCAACCGGAGAAGCGAUCCUGCAGAGCAAGGUUAGGCGACAGAAAACAAUUACACAAUGGUACGUCCGUCGAGAAAGCGAGGAUUCUUCUUGAAAACAUUCGCAAGGAUGGUGGGCAACAUGUCGAGCGGAUGGAUGAGGAAGAUCCUCCUCUUCCUUGUUCUGAUAACCGGGAUCCUGCUGAUCGCGAUGUACGCUCACGCCCCGCCACUCGCCUCCCUUCAGCCGUUCUCGUCGCGACGACUGAAGGAGUUGCAACGAGGCUUGGUUACUUUCCUGGUCGGUAAUGAAAGCACGAAGAGACCCGGAGAACGGCUCUACGAGUAUCUGGAAGAGCCUAGGACGUUUCAGAGCCCAUGGUCUUGGGUGUGCGUGGCAGGAAGAUGCGAGAGGAGGGCGGUCAGAUCGUCGAGGACCUCGUUGGCAAGUUGCAUCGCGCUCUGCGGCGGAAACACCAGGCUGUUGUGGCCGAGGCCGACCGGAAACGUGCUCCUGGGCGAGGAGAGCGUGAUCGUACACCUGCAGCAAAUCGAAUUCGUCACGGUGAACACCAGCGAUCAAGAGACGAGGAAUCUGUUGGAACACGCCAAGGACGUCUUCAUCGGCAACACGAGGAGCUUGAUAAAGACGCCGAACGCGAAGAGCAGACCCGGGGUGGACGCGUUCGUGAUAUACUUGUCCGCCGGUAACGGAGAAGCGUCAGGUCCUAGGCUGGACGUGGACGAGUCUUACACCGUUGACGUGCUGGCGAGGGGGAGGGUGCUGGAGGCUCGAGUGAUCGGGAGGAGUUACUUCGGGGCCAGGCACGGUUUGGAGACGCUUGGCCAGAUGAUCUGGUGGGACGAGACGAGCGGGCGGGAGGGCGGUCUGCGGGUGCUGUCCCGUGCCUCGAUCGAGGACAAGCCCACGUUCCCCUACAGAGGAUUGCUGAUCGACACGGGGAGGCAGUUCUUCCCCGUCGAGCGUUUGAAACGCGUGAUCGACGGGAUGGCCGCGUCCAAGUUGAACACCUUCCACUGGCACAUAUCCGAUUCCCAGAGCUUCCCAUUCGACUCGGCCCAAUUCCCGGAAAUGGCGAGGUGGGGCGCGUACAGCGGCGAUCAGAUCUACACGCCCGACGACGUCAAGGACCUGGCCGAUUACGCGAGGAUACGCGGCGUCCGAGUGCUCGUCGAGAUCGACUCGCCGGCGCACGCUGGCGCUGGCUGGCAGUGGGGGACGGAGUACGGUUACGGGGAGCUGGCACUGUGCGUUGAUCAGCAGCCAUGGUCGUCGUAUUGCGGCGAGCCGAAUUGCGGCCAGUUGAAUCCCAUCAACGAGCACACGUAUCGCAUACUCGAGGGCCUGUACAAAGAGCUCCUCGAGCUGACCGAGAUCCGGGACGUGGUCCACCUUGGCGGGGACGAGGUGAACCUCGACUGUUGGGCCCAGUACGGGAACAUCACGGCCGCUAUGCAGGCGCAGAACAUGACCGACCACCACGCCAUGUGGGCCGAGUUCGAAACAAAGAUGCUGCACAGGUUGGUGAAGGCGAACCGCGACGAAACACCCAAGGCCGUGAUCCUGUGGAGCUCCCCCCUCACCAAGAGGCCCUACAUCACCACCUACUUCGACCCCAAGAUACACGUGAUCCAAUCUUGGGGGGGUAGCAAUUGGCCGGAGACCCCCGAUCUUCUCGAGGACGGUUUCAGGGUGAUCCUCUCCCACGUGGACACUUGGUACCUGGACUGCGGCUUCGGCAGGUGGAGGGAAACGGGGGAGGCGGCCUGCGGCGAGUACCGCACCUGGCAGACCGUCUACAAUCACCGGCCGUGGAGGGACUAUCCCCAGCAACACUGGGGCCUCGUUCUGGGGGGGGAGGCGGCGAUAUGGAGCGAGCAGACGGGCGACGCCUCGUUGGGUCCUCGGCUAUGGCCCAGGGCGUCCGCCCUCGCCGAGAGAUUGUGGAGCGACACGCCGACCAACGGUUACUCGACGGACGAGAACGUGUACACGAGGCUGGCCGCUCACAUGGAGCUUCUCACCGGGCGGGGGUUGAAGACGGAAGCCAUGUGGCCGCAGUGGUGUUCCCAGAAUCCGGGCAAAUGUCUCUGACCGUUCGUCUCCACCCCGACGAACGACACGAUCGCCUUCGAUCUUCUGGAUUGCACGCGCGGAUGCGGGGGAGGGAGGUGGUUGCGCCUCCCCUUUCGAAGAGCAACCUCGUCGCCCGUCCUUUCGCUCGUCGAGAUAUCGGUUGCCCGAUAACGACUUUCCCUAACCCUCCCCCUCCCCGGCAAAAUCGGAAAGGAAAAAUCGGUUCGAAGUGGAAUUCGAUCGAAAGACAGGGACGCAACGCAACGCGGUGAAAUAAAUCGAAGGGAAGAGAAGAGGAUGUCGUUGCGAGAACGAUGGAGGGGAAGAAGAAUUGAGAAAUUUCUUGUUGGGAGGAUCGAGCGAGAAGGAAGAAAAAUCCAAAAGAUUUUUUACAUAUUUGUUUUACUUUGUACUGCAAGGGAGGAAGGGAAGGGGAAAGGUUUCCUUUUUCCUCCCCAACCUGUCCGAUUUGGUUUUCUCGUUUUUCUUCUCGCCGAGGAAGAAGGACGAAAAGUUGGCUUUGAGUUUUUCCUCUCUCUCUAACCCCCUCCCCUCCAGGUUAAACUGGAAGAAGAAGAUGUAGGGAAAGAUAUUUUGUACUUGUUUGUACGAGAUGAUGAUGCGUGACGCGGAGAAGAGGUUUACAGAAAGGUCGAAACGAAGAAAAGGUCAAUUGAAGAAAACACGAGAGCCGCGAGUUUUAAUAUUUGCAUAUUCGCGCUCGAGCUCGCCAUACUUUUCGUUCAAAGUGCCUUUCCAAUUGUAAUUCUACUCGUUACGAGGUGUGAAACGACUCCGUUUAUCGCGAAAACCGUGCGCGUUCCUAUCCAAAGGAUCUCGAUCGGCGGGGAAUCGUCGAGAUCGUCGUCCCGUCGUCGUAGCGGGUUUAGACGAGCAAGAAUUUGAUGUUCGUCGGUCCAGAUCUGCCCGACGAUUGGUCUCUAUAUCCCCUCCCCAGCCCCUCCCCUUAUCGCACUUUUAAAAAAAUUCUGUCGAAAUUUUGCUCCAGCACGAUAUUUUAAUAUCGUUUAAUUUUUGGAAAAAUUGAUCGAUCGACGAAAAUUAUCGAUCGUCAUCGUUCUUUUCAUCUUCUUAUAUUCGGUAAGGAGUGUAGUAAAUUUAAUAUGUACGAGGUAAUAUUAUCGGCAGAAAUUUUUUAACGUUGUUUCGUCGCGAAUCAACGAAUUUUUUCGAAAAGAAAAAAAAAAAAAAAAACGACGAUUUAACGAUAACAUAACAACGCCGAGAAGAAGAUUCUUUCUUUUCUGAAAGACUGUUAACCGAUACGUACGAUACUUCCACCGAGGGAAAAGAGGGAAAAAAAUAAGAAAGAAAAUAUAUAAAACAUUCCAAACGGGCAAAAGUAGUGGAAAAGGCAUUCGAGAUGGUGUAACGAUCGAUCGAUCGAUUUUGAACGGAAAGCGGGUAAAGGAUUCCGAUCCUUUCGUAUCGAUUUUUUCCCCCCGAAUCGAAGAAAAUUUAUUAUCGGGAAAUUGGAAGUAUCAGUUUUUCGUAACGCGACAUAGCGAAUAUAAUCGUGGCCGUAAGGCCGUGCACGAGAAUGACGCCAUUCCGCGUAGGCUUCCCUCUUUGAAACUGCCAGUUCUAGAUCCUACAUAGAACUUGCUAUAAAAUUCGAAAAAAAAAGAAAAAAAAAAGAAAGAAAGAAAAAAAGAAAAUACGCAAUGCGUGUAACGCGAAGAGCAUAUACGAUUAAAAAUGAAGUAGAGGUGUGCGGGAGCAUAUGUUCAAGGAAUGUUCCGUUCUUUGGCAGCACACACGCGUCAUAUCCCUCGAAGCCAAAGAAAUCAUUGAAGAAAAAAAGAAGAAGAAAGAAGAAGGAAAGAAAGAAAGAAAGAAAGAAAAAAAAAAAGAAGCCAUAAAGACACUUUGUACUAUUACGCAAAUAAUACUCUCUCGUUUAUAACGAGGAUCACGAAGAAAUUCUGUUUAGAUUAUUUAUAAGGGAACGUUUCUCGGCGAAGAAGAAACGUCCGAAUCAAAGGCCGUUCGUUCGUUCGUUCGUUCGUUCGUUUCUCGAUGAAUUUAUCUCUCGCGUAUAUUUGUAAAAUCGUGUUGACGAGACGCGUCUCUCUCUGUCUUUGUCUCUGUCUCUCUAUCUCUAUCUCUCUCACUCUCUACGUCUCAAGGAAAAAAAAAGAUAAAAGAAAAAUGGCCUAUCGACGGAUAAUAUAAUAGCCGUGGAAAACUUUGUAAAUAACACGAUCGUUUCGCGUUAGAGGAUAAUAAGGGAGCGAGUAGGUAGUAAUAAUAAUAUAAUCGAAGGACAAAGAAAAGGAUGAUAUGUAUAUGUAUGUACUUACUAACUACGACUUACCAACCAUCGAUGGCUGUAAAAUUGAAAGAAGUGAUUUUUAGAGAAGUAUUUCGAUUUUCGAAAUACAGCAAAAAUCAUCCGCUGUCACUGUGUCAUCUCGCGUGUUGGAUUUGUCGCGAAAUAUUUUUUCGAAAUGCGGGAAAAGAAAAUGAAAAAAAAAAAAAAUAAAAGAAAAAAGAAAAAAGAAAGGAAAAGAUUCGUAAAGAGGAGAGAUGGAAAAGAAAAGAAUUUUAGAAUUAAUUAAGAGUAAUAAUGUCCGAUGUGAAAUUGUUUUGGAUGGGAAAUUUUUUUACGGGAUCGAAAAAUCGAAUCGCGGCCGAUUUGAAUCGCGCGCGCGUGCGCGCGCAGACGAUUUCUCGAGUUCGAUCCACGCGAGAGAGGAGAUAACAAUCUGUUGUUGUGAAGCGUGGUUGGUGUAAGUUUAACAUAAAACAAAAAAAAAAAAAAAAAAAAAAGAAAAAAAAACGAAUUUU